This is a messenger RNA of Closterium sp. NIES-65, 6804 nucleotides long. The record is from the annotation of a GenBank genome assembly. Lineage: Eukaryota; Viridiplantae; Streptophyta; Zygnematophyceae; Desmidiales; Closteriaceae.
AUGGACACGAGACAAGCAUGGGAGGAUCAGCUUGGGAACAACAGCAUGGCCAAGGUGUGCGACAGGGAGCUCAUGGCCCUCGGGGCCGUGGCUGCGGCUGUGGCUCAGGCUGCGAGUGCUGCAAGUGUUGUGAACGCUGCGAGUGCAGCAAGGAUGCCAGGAGGAAGUCACGGCUUCUGGCCCAUGAGACGUGACAUGGUGGGCCCGUGGCACAUGGGGCCUAUGGGGUCCGUGGGAUCUAUGAGGUCCAUCCCCACCAUGCCCUUGCCCAUGUCGCUUCAGCUUCCAGUGGCUGCUCUGCCUCCCAUGACCUCCACACCGCCCAUUGGAUGCACCAUGCAAGCAUCGUCUGUGCCUGCACCGUUCCCAGCUGUUUUCCAGACGAAUCCAGUGGCGGCUCAUUCCUGGCCCACGAGCAGAUGGCCUGCAGGCAACGGAACGAGGGGCAACAUGGGAGUUAACGGCAGUGGGGACGCGGGUGUAGCAGACCGCAUGAAUGGUGAUGCCGGUGGGGACGCAGUAGAGGAAUGCUUGCAGGCCAUGCAGGCCAUGUCCAUCGACCCAUCCGAUUCCUCUACUCGAGUUUCUCAGCCAUCCAAGUGGAGCAGCUUGGCGGAAGGUGCAGCAGGCGGAGCUGAUUACCAGUUGACGGGUGACUGCAGUAAUUUCCCAGGGAGCGGCAGCAUGCCAUCUUCCUUGCACCUGCAGCGCCCCUCUUCUGACUAUAGCUCCUUAUCAGCCGCGCCCUCGGUGCCCCACCAGCAAGCAGUACGACAUGUCCCAACCAAUCAGCAGCAGCCGUCUUAUUCCAUGGACGCAUACCCGCGUCUAUCGCCUCCGUUCUUCUGGCAUGAGGCUGUGUGGAUGCCUGGUUUUGCUCUCUCCCACGGCUUCUUCCCUUCCGCUUCCACCAACACCAGAAGCAGUAGCGCAGCCAGCAGCAAGUGCGCGAGUAGCACGCCUUCCAAUGAGAAUGAGGAGAAGAGUGAAGGAAAAGCAAGUGAUUAUGAAGAAGCGUGUGGUACAACGGCAGGGAGUGAAUUCAACGAGGGCGAUGAAACAGACGACAGUGUAAUUUCUCCAGACAGCCCGAAGGCGCAUGACUGCUCCUCUUCUGCACAUCCCUCGCAGCCCUCACGGCCCGCACAGCCUUCACAUCGGCAGUCUCCUCUUCGGAGCAGAGCCCCGUCCCGCCUCAAGCCAUGCGACUCUGUGCACGUGCAUCUCUCUCUCUCCCUCCAGAUCCCCUCCCCACGCGCCUCCUCCCGCCUCUUCAGGAAGCCUCCACGUGCCCGCAGAUCCCCAGGCCUCAGAGUGCUGUCACCAGGCCUCAGUCCCCCGCAAAAGCAGCUGCUUGCAGGGGAAGCUGCACACAGCAUGGGGCUCAAAAGCCCUUCUUCUCCCCACUGCGCCGCCACUUCCCCAUGUCUGCGCUCCUGCCGCACUUCCUUCCCCCCGUGCGUCCCCCGCUGCAGCCCCACCUUUUCUUUCCUCCCGGAUUCGCUGUCCCCGCUCCACUCCCCUCUGGUCCUCUCCCCCACUGUUGCCCUGCAUGUCUCGCAUCCCUCAUCCCCAGUUGGCCCCUGUUCCCCCCGCUGCUGUUUGCAAGGCACCAGCCCAGCAAGGAAGAGGGAGAGUGUGAAGUGCAGCAUGGGCAAUGGUAGGGGUGGUGGAGAAGAGGAUAGGCCAAAAGAGGCAGGCGGGUUGGAGAAGGAAGGAAUUGCUCGCACUGGAGUGGGUGCAAAUUGUGGGAGGGGGAAAGCUCUGAAACGGAGUCCACUUGGGAUCCCUUCCGUAAUGUCUCUCCAAAUUCACUCUCUUUUCCGCCAUCCUCCCUUCUUUCCGCCACCCCCCUCCCCCCGGCGCGCAGACGAGUAUCUUGUGAAGCGGCCCGCCAAGCCGUCGGCAGCGGAGUCGGUGCAGUGCGAAUGCCACAAGGGCGCGGGGGGGCGCGCGCGGGAGAGCAUCACGGGCCGGGGGUGGAAGCGACUGGUGGUGGCGGAGGAGGAGGAGGAGGAGGAUGAGGGUGAGGAUGAGGGGGAAGAGGAGGGGAGUGAUGAUGGGAGCUCAGAUGAUGGCUUGGAAGGGGGAGAUGGAGGAGAGGAGAGCGAGGAGGAUGAGGAGGAGGAAGGGGAGGAUUCAGAAUCGGAGGAAGAGGAGGAGGUGGAGGAGGGGGAGGAUGAGGAGGAUGGGGAGUGGCAGGGAGGCAAGAGGAAGGCGAGUGCGGUGAAGAUGAGCCAGCAAGGAAGGACGACCAAGGGGAAGGCGAAUGCGCAGGCGACGCACAACACCAAGACAGGGAGGAGGCGGAGGAGGAAUAUGUCCAUCUGUGGCGAGGCAUGCCUCUGCCGGUGUGUGACCAUUGCCACUCCUGCACCUCCUUUCAUGGCGCGUGCCUCUCUCCUCCCUCUGCACCAUCAGCUCCCGCUCCCUGCACACAUCCUCUUCCACUCUCAUUAUCUACUUUCCGUCUCUCUCUGCUCCUUCUCCAACCUUCCUCCCCCCCCACCCCUCACCCCCUCCGCCUCCCUGCGCCCCUCUCCGCCCUCUCUCCCCCCACAGCAUGUUGCACGUGAGUUGCAGCAAGCACUGCGGGUGCGGGUCGUCGUGUCAGAACGCGCCCUUCCACCGCCGCCCCUCGCGCAAAGUCAAGCUCUGCAGGGUGCGUCGCGCUGCCCCCCCGCCUCCCCUCAACCGUCUCAGCACACCGCAACCCUGAACCAUCACUGCUCGCUGCUCCGCAUAGCCCACUCCGCUGUUGCUUGCCCCAUGGCUGUCCAUCUCCUCUCUGCUCACACUCACCCCCCUGCCCCCAGCUCACCGUCCCUUCUCCUCCCCCGCAUUAUUCCCGCUUAUCCCCCGCGUUUCCCCUUCAUAUGUCCUGCUUUUCCCGUUUUCACGGAUAAGUGCGGGUGGGGCCUCAAGGCCAACGAGGACCUCCCUGCGGGAUGCUACGUGAUGGAGUAUGUGGGGCAAGUGAUAGACGACGCCACGUGCGAGCAGCGCCUGUGGGACAUGAAGGCCGCCGGGGAGACCGACUUCUACCUCUGCGAGGUUUACCCCUGCCGCCCCCUGCCGCCCCUGCCGCCCCUGCCACUCCUGCCGCCCCUAUCACUCCUGCCGUCCGUGCCGCCCCUGCCACCCCUGCCACCCAUUGCUGUGAGCAGUGACAUGAUCAUAGACGCGCGCUACAAGGGCAACCUCUCGCGCUUCAUCAACCACUCCUGCAACCCCAACUGCGAAUUGCAGAAGUGGUUCAUAGGGUUCGAGCUACAGCCCAAGGAGUGCCACUGCGGGGAGCCCAACUGCCGCGGCCUCCUCGCCACGCGCACCAUCUCCCCCUUCACCCUCCCCCUCCCCUUCCCCGCCCCCGCCCUCCCCGCGCUCCCCAUUCCGCCCGCCUUGCCCGCCACCCCCCCGCAUGCAGGGGGAACCGUUCCCCCUGGGGGCGCGCAGGGGAAGGGGAAGCGCGGAGGCAGAGGGGGAAAAGGGGACGGAAUAAAAGGGGAAGGGAGGGGGAAGACUGUGGUGGAUGUGUGUGGGGGAGUCGUAACAGGGGGCAGCGGGGCAGGCAGGGGCGGGGUGAGGGGAAGAGGACGGGGAAGAGGAGGUAGUAUGGGGCAGCAAGGAGCAGUGGGCGUGGGGAGAGGAAGCGGGAGGGGAAGAGGGCGAGGCAGGUGGGAGGUGGGAGGAAGGGAGUGUGGAGAGAGGGGUGGUGGCAAGAUGGGGAGAGGCAGGGGUGUUUCUGCAGGAGGUGCAGCAGUGCCGAUUGCCUUGGGGAGAGGUGCAGCAGUGCCGAUUGCCUUGGGGAGAGGUGCAGAAGGGAGCAGCAGAGGCAGCGACAGAGGGAGAGGGAGAGGGAGAGGAAAAGUGUGGGUGAAGCGGCCGAAGAGGCGGCAUCUGUCAGAGCUGCAUGCGGACGGGCACACUCUGGUGAGCGCUGGUGGUGCGCUUGACACUGACCGAGACUUGGCUGAUGUUUCUCGUGCCAGGGCUAAGAGUAUGGCUCUAGAGGCGGAUGAGGAGGAGGAGGAGGACGUGGAGGAGGAAGAGGAGGAGGAGGAGGAGGCAGAUGAGGAGGAAGAGGAGGAGGAUGAAGAGGAGGAGGAAGAUGAGGAGGAAGAGGGAGAGGAAGAGGAAGAGGAAGAGGAGCAAGUGGAGGAAGAGGAAGAGGAAGAGGAAGAGGAAGAGGAAGAGGAGGAAGAUCUGCAGGAGCGCGGGGAAGAGAUAUCUGGGGAGGGGCGUCGUGGGAGCAGGCGCCUCAUUCCGGGGCCGGGGUGGGCCCCGGUGCCCCUGCUGCGCGGCACCAGGCGCAAGCGCCAGGCACGAGGAGUGCGAGGGGGCAUGCGCAGUGAUGUGCGCGGUAGCACUGCUGGCGCUGUUGCUGGGGGCAGCACCGCUGCUGGGGCCACCGCAUGCGCAUGCAGAGGCGCGGAUGGUGCAGGGGGCGUGCACACAGGGGGCGUGCACACAGGGGGCGUGCACACAGGGGCAAGGACUCCUGUGGUGAUAGUGCAUGAGCACAUGUGGCGCAUGGCUACGGAUCAACGGCCAGGAUUGCAGGGUGUGGCGGUGGAGGGAGCGGGACAGACGGUGCCAAGGAGCGGGUGGCAGAAGCAGGCUCUCUCUCUGCUCCCACCUGCCCCUCGUGGCCCCUCGUCGCCCCAUGAUGCAUGCGUGCCGUGUCGCAUGCAUGCUGCUACUGCCAUGCCCCCUGACCUCUGCUGUCCCCACCAAGUGGACCCACUGCACAUGUGCGCACAUGGCAUGGCAUGCCCAGUAGCAGCAGCACAGACGUGUGGCGAGGGAGUGGCGGCAGUGAGGGGUGUGACUCCAGAUGAUGUGCCUGAAAGGGGGUCCGCCACUGGCAAUGGCGCGCUGGCAGUGGGUGCACACGUGGACACUGCUGGUUGCACUGAUGUGACACGUCAGCAGGAAAGGGAAGGGGAUGGGGGACGCUUGGGGGGAGAGGAGGGGAAGAGAGACGGAAAGAAGGGGAUGUUUGAAGGUAGAGAAUGGAAAGGGGAGAGAGGGAGGGGGGGAGGAGUGAGAAGGGGUAGAGGAGGGAGAGGAGGGAAGGGAGGGAGAGGAGGGAGACGAGAUGGAAGAGGGAGCAAAGGCAGCGAUGGGAGAGAGGAUGUGGCCACAGGUGACCUCAAGGGGCUUGGCGUUGCUUCUGCUGCUGCUACUGCUGCUGCUACUGCUGGUGGUGACGCCAGUGCUGCUGCUGCAUGUGGGCAGGGUAGGAGAGGGGGCAUGUCUUGCGUUAGAGCAGCAGGGCCGGGCCGAGGGGGAAGUGGCAGCAGCAGACACGCAGCAGCUAGAGUGGUGGCAGCUGCAAUGACUCGCGUGGCGAGGGGAGGGCGGGGAGGGCGAGGAGGGCGUGGAGGGCAGGCGGGUGUGGUGUGCGCAGGGAGGGGAGACGUGGCCAUAGGAGGUAGCAGUGACGUGGAGACAGGGGACGAUGGUGCUGGCACCAAGGGGGGAGGGAGGGGAGGGAGAGGAGGGCGGGGGAGGGGGCGGAGGGGCGGGGGCGCGUGGUGGGGCGGGGGUGGGGGGCGAGGGGGCGCGGAGGCGGAGGGGGUGCGGGAUGCCAUGCUGGAGCGGCUGAGCCAGGCGCUGGUGGGGCAGCGCGUGCAGCUCUGGUGGCCCCUGGAACAGAGGUUCUUCGCAGGCACGGUUAUGGGCUUUGACCCCGCCACCAUGAAGCACCAUGUGAGUUGCCCCUCCACCAUGCAUGUGAACCCACGCGUAUGUCAUGUCAGCAUGCGGGCCAGCCCUCCUCUCCCCUGUCUUCCACCCGCACUCCUCUCCUCCUCUCCCCCGCCUCCCUUCCCCGCUUCCUCCCCCUGGUCCAUACACUCACACUCUAAAGGCCUCACCAACCCUCCCUCCCCUCUUCUCCCCUUCCCCUCCCCCUUAUCUCCCUCCCCUCUUCCCCCCUUCCUUCCCUCCCUUCCAACCCCCUCGCUCUGUCCCCUCCUCCCUUUCCUCUGUUCGCAGGUGCGGUACGACGAUGGGGACGAGGAGCACGUGGUGCUGGGCCGCGAGCAGUGGCAGCUGGAGGCGCACCCACCGGGCAGAGCAGGCAGAGGCGCGCAGGGGGGAAGCAGCACGGGGAGAGGCACAGGGGAGGGCACUGGAGAGGGGGCAGGGGGCGAUGGGGAGGGGGAAGGAGCAGGGGAGGAGGCAGGAGGGAGAGGCAGGGGGGUGAAGUGGGGUGUGGGGUCGGGCGGAGCUGCUCGUGCUGCUAUGGGCAAGGGCAAGAGGCCUGCGGAUGGUGCGCCCCUGCCGAGCCUGGCCGAUGCGCCGAAGCUGUUUGGUUCAGCGCAGCGGCCAGGUUCGGGGCUGAGCCGGGCGGAGCAGGAGGCGCUAGCACGGCAGCAGGCGCUGGUGGGGCGAAGGGUGGAGGUGUGGUGGCCGCUGGAACAGAGGUUCUUCAAGGGGGUCAUCGGCGGCUACGAUGCUUCCACUCGCAAGCACAGGGUGGCAUAUGAUGAUGGUGACGUGGAGCACGUAUCUUUGCGUGCGGAGCGGUGGCGCUUUGAGAGACAAACGGUGCCACCCACUGCCUGCUACUCGUUGCCCUUCUCCUGGCGAUCCGAGCCACUGACCCACCGUGCGGUGCGCGACCUGCAGGGCGAGCAGAUCAGGAUUUGGGCACCGCAACUCCACAGGUUCCGCAACGGCACGGUGGUAUCAGUGGCACACAGCAAGUUUACCAUCGAGUUUCUGUACGACGAUGGGGAGAUCGCAGUGCUGGACCUCUCACAGUGCCGCUGGGAGCUUGUAGACUCCGAGUGA